GGACUCUUGGAGCAAUCGCCAAACCAAUCAGACCCCGACAGCGUCACCCCGCGUUUGGUAUUUCCACCAUAGCCCCCACCCCCACCACCACCGCUCCUCACUGAACACUCAGCACUGGCGACCGUCGACCGGAGGAAGAAGAGAGAAGACGAUCUCUCUCUCUCUCUCUCUCUCUCUCUCUCUCUCUGAGAAUGUAGCUGGUAGCCAAGACCUCACUUCACACCUUUAAUGCCGGAUGAUCAUCCCCCAAGCCCACCAAAAUUAAAAGCAGUUUUGAUUUUACUGUUCCCUCGCUUUUUCUUUUGUUCUUCUUAGCUUAUUUUUGACCGCCAUAAAUCGUGGGGAACUAUAAAUCAUUGCUCCUCAUCCUUUUGUCGGGCUAAAGCUAGGGUUCAUGAAUCCCCUUUUGUUUAAUCGCCUUCCGCAAAGCAAAAUAAUCAAUAUCCAAAGCCGUUUUAGGGUUUCCGAUCGGACUGUUACCGCAUCCUUCUUGCUCUUAACCCUGCAGUUUUAGGGUUUCUGUUCGUUGUUCGAUUCUGAUUUUUUGAUUUGAGGUAGAAUGUGGUGAGAAAUGAGGGUUGUGCUGCGCGCGAGAUGGGGUGUGUGUUCGGGAGAGAGAUUUCGUCGGAGGCGGUAGAGAACGGGAAGGCGGCCGAGAGGGUUGAGAGGGGUUCGACGGUGACAGUUCCGGCGUCCUCGGCGAGGGUUGCGCAGGCCGAAGCCAGGGAAGUGCAGAAUGGGGGUGAGGGGAAGGAGGAUGAGAAAGAUGGGAGUGCACGACCUACGAGGGGGGAGAGGCGGCGGUCGUCUAAGCCAAAUCCGCGGCUGAGUAAUCCGCCGAAGCAUGUGCACGGGGAGCAGGUGGCUGCUGGGUGGCCGUCGUGGCUUUCCGCGGUUGCUGGGGAAGCUAUCAAUGGGUGGACGCCUCGUCGGGCAGACACUUUUGAGAAGCUUGAUAAGAUUGGACAAGGUACGUAUAGCAAUGUGUACAAAGCUAGAGACACUUUGACGGGAAAAAUUGUUGCCUUGAAGAAGGUACGGUUUGACAAUUUGGAACCCGAGAGUGUGAAAUUCAUGGCUAGAGAGAUUCUCAUUUUGCGCCGCCUGGAUCAUCCUAAUGUUGUAAAACUGGAGGGUUUAGUAACUUCAAGAAUGUCGUGUAGUUUGUACCUUGUAUUUGAGUAUAUGGAGCAUGAUUUAGCUGGGCUUGCUGCAAGCCCGGGAAUUAAGUUCACAGAGCCCCAAGUAAAAUGCUACAUGAAUCAGCUUUUAUCAGGGCUUGAACACUGCCACAACCGCUGUGUGCUUCAUCGUGAUAUCAAGGGGUCAAACCUUCUUAUUGACAAUGGAGGCAUUCUUAAGAUUGCUGACUUUGGAUUGGCUUCGUUUUUCGAUCCUAAUCACAAGCAGCCCAUGACCAGUCGUGUUGUGACACUUUGGUACCGACCUCCUGAGCUUCUUCUUGGGGCCACUGACUAUGGUGUCGGUGUGGAUCUAUGGAGUGCUGGUUGCAUUCUGGCUGAGUUAUUGGCUGGGAAGCCUAUCAUGCCUGGUCGUACAGAGGUGGAGCAGUUACACAAGAUAUUUAAGCUAUGUGGUUCUCCAUCCGAAGAAUAUUGGAAGAAGUCUAAGUUACCUCAUGCAACCAUAUUUAAGCCCCAACAAUCAUACAAGCGUUGCAUCACAGAGACAUUCAAAGAUUUUCCUCCAUCAUCCUUGCCACUAAUUGAGACUCUUCUUGCAAUCGACCCCGCUGAACGUCAAACUGCUACUGCUGCAUUGAGGAGCGAAUUCUUCAUAACCAAACCUUAUGCUUGUGAUCCUUCCAGUCUUCCAAAAUAUCCUCCCAGCAAGGAGAUGGAUGCUAAGUUACGGGAUGAAGAAGCAAGGAGACUGAGAGCUGCUAACAAAGCUAAUGCUGAUGGCAUGAAGAAAACCCGUGCGCGUGAUCGAGCUGUAAGGGCAAUUCCUGUUCCAGAAGCUAAUGCUGAGCUACAAACCAAUCUUGAUAGACGGCGUCUAAUAACACAUGCAAAUGCAAAGAGCAAGAGUGAGAAGUUUCCUCCCCCACACCAGGAUGGAACACUUGGAUACCCCUUGGGUUCUGCACACCACAUCGAUCCAGCAUUUGAUCCUCCGGAUGUUCCAUUCAGUUCCACGAAUUUCACAUAUUCAAAAGCAUCCAUUCAAACUUGGUCUGGUCCAUUGGUGGACCCUGCUGCUGUGGGUGUUCCGAGGAGAAAGAAGGAGUCGCGUAAAGAUAAGAAUUCUGCUCGGAUAAAGUAGAUGAUGAUGACAUACAUGUAAUAUAAGUUCUGGUUUUACAUGAGACUCUUAUGGGGCUUUGAUGUUACUUAAGUCUGAAUCAGAGCACCUUAAAUCCGGGCUGCGGAAACCAGCAGUUUAAUUGCAUGAAGAGGUAAAAUGUCUUGUAUUUGAUUUUUUUUUUCCCUCAUUUUUUUCCUCAUUUUGGAUGGUGCAAGCAUCUCUCUCUCUCUCUCUCUCCCUCCCCCUGUAUAUCUUGAUUAUUUAUCUUUUUGUGUUGAAAACCUCUUUAUGUAGAUUAGAGAAAUAAAUUUGUUGUACCCAGGACUUGUUCUCUAUUCAAAUUUUCCCUCUAAUGUUGUUAAUGGUCAUGCAUCCGUAUCUUCAGAUA
Malania oleifera is the source of this 2656-nucleotide messenger RNA. Its product is annotated as probable serine/threonine-protein kinase At1g54610. Gene Ontology annotation, molecular function: RNA polymerase II CTD heptapeptide repeat kinase activity; cyclin-dependent protein serine/threonine kinase activity; ATP binding. The coding region runs from base 595 to 2286 and encodes 563 amino acids. The record is from RefSeq and is a predicted model, not a curated record. The transcript has 7 exons. NCBI's taxonomy places the organism in Eukaryota, Viridiplantae, Streptophyta, Magnoliopsida, Santalales, Ximeniaceae. Gene Ontology annotation, biological process: protein phosphorylation; positive regulation of transcription elongation by RNA polymerase II. Gene Ontology annotation, cellular component: nucleus; cyclin-dependent protein kinase holoenzyme complex.